Messenger RNA from Fusarium poae, 753 nucleotides. RefSeq lists its product as uncharacterized. The record is from RefSeq and is a predicted model, not a curated record. Lineage: Eukaryota; Fungi; Ascomycota; Sordariomycetes; Hypocreales; Nectriaceae. Bases 1 to 753 code for a protein of 250 amino acids. The transcript has a single exon.
AUGUCUUCCAACAAGGACCAGAUCACUCAUCUCGGCUCUGAGCUAGAGAAUCUGCACAUCCCAAAGCAGACUGAGGAGCAUCACAACAACAACCGAACUGCAGACGCUAUCAGCAUCCCCGAUCCAUCGGGUUCGUCUGGUUCGUAUGCUAUGACCAACCUUCCCCAGAUCUUCAUCACAGGCACUGACACCAUGUCCCAGACGGAAGCUACUUCCGGCGCCGGUUCCCACCCAGCAUCUCAUGCUGCGGGUGGUCGACCUAUCGCCACCGGUCGCCUAACUCCCAUCUCACCUGUGAAAAACGUCAACCCGCACCCUUACCUGUCCAUCUCGACAGCUCUUCUCCAGCACGCCAUCAUGGAAUAUCUCAAGCCGGACAGCUGUUACGAACGCUCCGUCCUACGUCGCCAGUCGGUUUACCACCAUUGGCGUUGGGUCCCGUAUGUGCCUACAGGUGCGUCAAUUAUGCUUGGUGAUGUUGAACUCGUCAGCAUCAGGGAUGAUGUGAUUCGAUCCAAGAUCGAUCGCCAGGAGAGAGUCUUUGAGCAGCAAGACAAUGUUGGCGAAUUCUCUCGUAUCGGAGAGCACAUUGACCUAGAUCUCACCGUGCCUGAAUAUGCUGGAUGGAGAGUCCUUGUUUGGCGUUUCAUUGGGCUUAAUGGCAAUCGAAGUGAAUGGAUGGAUCGCCAGGGACGUGUCGUUGCUAACCCGAGGGCCCAACACCGUCAGCCAGUGACCGAAACCAAGUACUAA